Messenger RNA from Physella acuta, 1657 nucleotides. Its product is annotated as alpha-(1,3)-fucosyltransferase C. Lineage: Eukaryota; Metazoa; Mollusca; Gastropoda; Physidae. Gene Ontology annotation, molecular function: fucosyltransferase activity. Gene Ontology annotation, cellular component: membrane. The record is from RefSeq and is a predicted model, not a curated record.
CGGCAGUAGAAAGAUGAAAAUAUUCUAUUAUGCUAUUUUCAACACACGGAUAAGUAGCUCGCUAUACUUUAACAUGGCAUUCUGUUUAAAGUUUUUCAGAGCCCAUCACAUCUGCCGGAGAAAUGUUGCGGCAGUGUUGGCAUUCACUCUAUCAGCUGUUCUUCUUUACUACCAACUUAAAUUCCCAUUCACUGCCACAGACUCGGGAGCUGAAAUAGCGCAUGUCAGACAUGUUGGCGACGUUCGGAAUGUGGGCCAACACUACUCUCACGUCAGAGAAAAGCUGCAAACAAAUCCGAACCAGAACACAUUUUUGGACAAAACUUUUAUCCCUGCAACAAAAGUGCCAUCGUUCACUCCUAUUAAUGACGUCCUGGCGAAACAAAUGUGGGACGGCAAAAAUGAAACGUGUAAUCAGACGUGUCAGUCCAUCAUCGCACAAGUCAUACGGUCAGGUUCAAGUAUUCAGAGGCGUGUCACUAAGGAAGGUGUAGAGGAAUGGAUGGAGAACGGCGUCAUCUUCCGUCAGCCAGUGCCAACCAAAUCAACCGACCCGUACCCAAGCCCAUACGUCCCUGAGUUGGAGCCUUUUGUUCCGUUUAAUUCCUCCACGUUUUUUGAAGACCAGCGGGAAGCCCGAGCUGUGAUUGGCAAGAAAAAAAUAAUUCUAUGGUACAUACCAACACGGUAUUGGCCAAAGAUGGACAGCUUAAACCCCUUAAGGUUUUGUCCAGAUUUUCCUUGUGUGAUAACUACAAAUAAAACGUUUGCUGAACAAAGUGCUGCGAUGGUUUUUCCAGGUGAACUUCUUCGAACACCUCCACCAAAUCGUCGUCCAGAACAGGUGUUUAUUUUUAGCAACCACGAGCCACCCAAUGAGCAAUGGUGGGCUCAAAGUGCAAUCAAGGACAAGAGCAUCGGAUGGAACACUGUCUUCAACUGGACCAUGACUUACAGAAUGGACUCUGACGUCACUUCCUUGUAUGGAAUCUUACGAAGGCGGUUUAAACCGAUCACUCGAGAUUAUAAAUCUAUCCUGGCCAAAAAGACAAGGAAAGCUGCCGUGCUUGUUAGUAACUGUAAAACGUCGGGGAAACGAGAAAAAUAUAUUGCAGAGCUACAGAAAUAUAUUUCUGUAGACGUAUACGGCAAAUGUGGAAAUUUUUCAUGUCCUCGGUCAGAUGAUGAUAAGUGUUUCCAAAACAUCGACACCAACUACAAAUUUUAUUUAUCAUUCGAGAGUUCAAUAUGUGAGGACUACAUAACGGAAAAGUUCUUUAGGUACACAAGCACCAACACCAUCCUAGUAGUCCGUGCAAGCAAUGAGUACUCACGCCACGCCCCUCCAGAAGUUUUCAUCAACACGGCAGAUUAUGCCAGCCCUAAAGAGCUCGCGGACAAGCUGCUUUACCUGGACCAACAUGACAGCGAGUACAUCAGUUUUUUACAAGAGAAGGACAAGUACGUUGGUAUCUAUGAAGACUAUCCAAUCAGAGAAGAGGAUGGGCGGAUACGUUACAUGCAUUAUCAUUACGAGGGCGUGGCAUUUUGUCAAGUAUGUCAAAGGUUGUGGAACCUUCAGUCAUAUUCUAAAACAGUUCCAGACGUUAAGGAAUGGUUCACAAAAAAGAUGUGUCAUCCACCCAGUGAUAUUUGA